ACGCCAUGUCACCCGCCCCCCACCCCCGCCAACUCUUCUGACCAUCUGCCUCUACAGUCUCAAGCCUCCAACGCCGAGCUCGAUCUCUACAAGAUAUUCACCAACGAAGGCCCCCGGCCCCCUGCAAGCGAGAGCAAUGAGAAAAAGGUCAAGAUGCUCCUCACGCGCCUGCAUGGUGCUGGCAUAUCCAAAAUGACAGAGGAGCAUGCCGAGCACGCACUGGCAUGGCACCCGGACGACCUCGACAAGGCCUACGAUCUCAUGGUCCUCGCCAACGAAUCGCUCGAAGGCGAACUCAAGGACUACAACCCCAACGUCACCAUGCUGGGCGCCAUCAACCGGAACAUGGUGACGUGCUAUCUGGAUGCCCUGCUGUUCGCCAUGUUUGCCCGCCUGGACAGCUUUGAAGCCAUGCUGUACGACAACUUUGAGGACGAGCCCAGGAAGAAGCUGGCCGCCGUCUUGCGACUCUGGGUCAAUCUGCUGCGGACUGGCCAGCUUAUCAAAGUGGACCUGACCAAGCACCUGCAAGAUUCGCUCGCAAAGUGCGGCUGGGAAGACGCCGCCCAGGUGCGACAGCAAGAUGCAUCCGAAGCCUUUACCUUUAUCACAGGCGCCCUUGAAUUGCCCCUCCUUACCCUGAAGAUGGACAUUUACCACACUGGACGCGAGGACAAGGAGGACGAUCACAAGUUUGUCAAUGAACGACUGCUCGAAGUGGCCAUUCCAGAAGAAGAGACUGACCGUAUUGUCACGCUCGAGGAUUGCCUCGAGACGUACUUCAACAACAGAAUCGAGGUCAAGCGCUACCUGCAACGCAAAAACACAAUGGCUUCCAUGCGGUCCAAGAGCGACGAGUUUGUCGACAGGGACCCUGAAAAGGCCGAAAUGAUACACAUCGAGACGGCAGAGAUGGACGAGCCCAUGACUCCGCUCGUCUCGUCCCCGGUAUCCAUGGAGCCUGCCUCGCCCUUGUCGCCAAGCCGACCCAACCUAGACACGUGCCGCCGUGCUGAUAGUAUCUUUGGUCGGCGAUACACGCGCCAGCUAUCCGAAGCUCGAAAGUUCGACGAGAAGAAGCAUGUCGAGGAUAUGCUAGACAGUAGUUCUAGUGGUCGGCCCCGCUCCGCUUCUCUGCUUAAGAAGGAGAUUCUCAUGCCGGCCUGGCAAUUCUUCAGUCUGAUCCCCUGGUACACCGACAACGUUCCAAGGUCCGAUGCCCAGGUAGCGGCACAUUUUUCUGCAAAACGCCCGGUUCUCGGCAUAUGCCUCAAGCGGUAUUCCAUGACAGCCAACGGGACACCAAAGCGUCUCGAUACCUAUGUUGACAUUCCGCUUGACAUUGGCUUGCCUCACUUUAUUUCCGACGAAGGCAUGAAGGAAGAGGGCCCAUUGUUUGGCAACUUCAAGCUAGUGCUGCAAUCGGUAGUCUGCCAUCGAGGCGCGUCCGUGGACUCUGGACACUACAUUGCGCUUGUUCGCGCCAACACGCAUGAGCGACCUGGCACGUCACAUUCCGAGUCGGAAGGCGAAGAAGACAAGUGGCUACGAUUUGAUGAUCUUUCGGCGCAGCGUGUCACCGAGGUCAGCAUCGAGCAGGCUUUGCGAGAAGAGUCGCCAUAUCUCCUGUUCUAUCAGGUACAACCCAUUGACGAAGAGUUGGCUUCCAGAGGCGAUCCCCCGACGUAUGCAGAAGCCCAAUCCGGAAUCCCGUCCGUUGAUCCAUCGCGCGAAACGUUGACGUCUAUUUCCUCGACGGCCGCAACCGAUGCCGAGACUGUUGGUGACUGGGAAAAGAUUAGCGCGCCUGAUGCGCAUACCGAAUUCAAUCGCACAGACGAGCCAGCCAGUCGAAACAGCACGUCGAGCAAUCGCCGGAGCAGUAUUGCCUUUGAAGACGCUGAUUUCCGUGGUCGAACCCAGCCGACAACACCGGCUGAGGAGAAGGGUGGCUUUUUGUCGGUUUCCAGACGCGGCUCACGCAUCUGGAUGUCCGGCACUGGCAAGAGCCGGCCAGGCAGCCCAAGUGCCGAAAACCGCCUAUCCAUCACACUGUCGCGACUGGCGGGUCGCUCUAGCAACAGCAAGUUGAUGACUACGGAGACUACUGCUGGCGAUGAACCGACUAUUGUCAUUGACAAGGCGAGCAACAGUGCAGAGAAUGGCCCAAAGACACCGUCUCCAGUCAAGGAGAAGAAGGACUCUGGACUCUCGUACACCAAGACCAAAAAGGAAAAGAAGGACAGGCUGCGGAGUAAGAGCAGAGAGCCCGGUGCCGUCUUGGACAAGGGCAAGGCAAAGGGGAAGAACCGACCGGACCGCGAGUGCGCUGUAAUGUAAUUCCCUCUAGGGCAUGUACGAGUACAAGAAUCAUUAGUGGGGCAUUGUUGUCAUUGCGCCGCUUCUCAUCAGCAUCGACGCAUGGUGUCUGGGAGGUGGACGCCGGAGUUUCUCAUUUUU
Messenger RNA from Exserohilum turcica Et28A, 2460 nucleotides. RefSeq lists its product as uncharacterized. Gene Ontology annotation, molecular function: cysteine-type deubiquitinase activity; cysteine-type endopeptidase activity. NCBI's taxonomy places the organism in Eukaryota, Fungi, Ascomycota, Dothideomycetes, Pleosporales, Pleosporaceae. Gene Ontology annotation, biological process: protein deubiquitination. The annotation marks the transcript as partial. The record is from RefSeq and is a predicted model, not a curated record. The transcript has 4 exons. Gene Ontology annotation, cellular component: cytosol; nucleus.